AUGGAAAAGGACGGCAAGAGCGGAGCGGGCAAAGAGAUCGCGCAGGAGGGGCUGGCCGCCGACGCCGAGGGCUACAGCCCGUACGUGAACAGCGAGCACGGUGUGUCGCUCGUGUAUCCGGAAGAAUGGAAGAAGAGCGAGGGCUACAUGGGCACGAUCGUGUCCUUCCUCUGCCCUGACGACGCCACGGGCCGCACGUCGCUCAAUCUGCUGGUGCAGGAGGUGCCGCCCGGUAUCACCCUCGAGGACUACUCGGCCGAAUCGCUGGGCCAGAUGAAGCAGAUGAUGGCCGACACGGAGUUCAAGGUGUGGGACGGCGACAUGUUCGCGCAGGCGGGCAAGCGCAUGCAAUUCGUGGCGGACAUGGGUCCCUUCACCGUCAAGGUCUUCCAGGCCUGGACGGUGGCCAAGGACCAGGCCUACAUCCUCACCUACUCGGCGCCCGCCGACACGCACGACCUGCACCGCGAGCACGUCGAGAAGGUGAUCGCCUCCACCAAGUUCGUCAAGGCCGAGCCCAAGGAGAAGCCCAUCGAGCUCCUCUGCCUCAAGCACUACGAGAACCCCACCCACGCCUUCCGCCUCCGGUUCCCGCGCACGUGGACGGUGAAGGAGCCCGAGCGCGAGGGCGGCCCCGUGGUGCAGGCCAAGUACGAGGACGCCCUCGCCGUCCUCGACACCCAGACCUACACCCUGACCGCUGACGUGACGAUUUCGACGCUGCCCAACGAGUCGUGGGGCGUGGAGGAGUACAAGGACAUCGCGCUCAUGCGGCUGGGCGAUCUGGCGGGCGGAGAGGAGAACAUCCAGCUCAAGGACACCAAGAUGGGCGGCCAGCCGGCCAUCCAAGCCCGCUACGCCUCGCCCUCUGCUGGCACCACCAACCUUCACGUCUUCACCGUCAAGGACGGCAAGGCCUACAACAUUGCCUUUUCCACCAACACGCCCAAGAACGACACCCGUCCGUACCCCAUCUUCGCGCGCAUCCUGAGCUCCUUCACCAUCUUGUCGCCCGGGUACACGCCCAAGGCCAAGAUCCUGGCCCUGGAGCACCUCGUCUCGUUCGAGUUCCCCGAAGACGAGUGGCUGCCGAGGGAGGGCAUGAUGAUGACCACGGUGUCCUUUGAGCACGGCAUGACCGACGAAGGCGCGCCUCGUUCGAACGUCAACCUCGUGAUCACGGACCUCAACACUGCGCCCAUCAACGUUAGCUCGCUCGACGAAUUCGCCAGCAUUGUGCGCGAGCAGCUCGCCAUGGCCGUCGACUCGCUCAGCUUCGUGCACGAGAAGAAAGUCAAGAUGGGCGGCAAGGACGCUCGCGAGCUGCGCUACAAGGGCACCAUCUCCGACAGGGAGUUCGGCUUCCAGCAAACGUUCACAGUCCUCGACAACAACGCCUACGUCAUCUCCUUCUCUUCGCUCCUCGGCGACUUUGACACCGAGAUCGAGCUUGCCCUUCCCAUCAUCGAGUCCUUCCACUUCCUGUGA
Messenger RNA from Acanthamoeba castellanii str. Neff, 1488 nucleotides. RefSeq lists its product as uncharacterized. The record is from RefSeq and is a predicted model, not a curated record. The transcript is spliced from 6 exons. NCBI's taxonomy places the organism in Eukaryota, Discosea, Longamoebia, Acanthamoebidae. The coding region runs from base 1 to 1488 and encodes 495 amino acids.